Molecule: messenger RNA, 871 nt
Organism: Rotaria sordida
Lineage: Eukaryota; Metazoa; Rotifera; Eurotatoria; Philodinida; Philodinidae
Source: the annotation of a GenBank genome assembly
GUGCAUAUUUGAUUUUGAUCUAUUGAUUAGCAUGAAAAUGAUGAACGUGUUGUAUUUUUCGACAAGAACGAUAUAUUUAUGUUGAGUUAAUGCACUUUUUUUCAGAGAUUACAAAUCUCAAUAAGAAAGUAAAACAAAUCACUAAUGCGUAACAUAAUUAGUGUAUCACUAUGUCAUGUUAUUGAUUGGGCGUGGUAAUUACAAUGAAGCAAAAAAAGUACAUUCUUUUUCUUUUUUUGUUCCCUUCAAUCCUCAAUUCGACGGUGACUAUAUAUAAAUAAACCCCACACAAACAUUAUCUUACACACAACAAACAAUCACAACAACAAUAUGGUUAAACUCAUCAUUCUCAUUGCUCUUGUAAGUUUCUUUGAUGUAUCCUAGUAGUAAAAUCUUUAUCAUUUGUUGACUGUAGGUAUAUUUGGGGUUGGUCUCAGCUGGUGGUUUUGGCAGCAAUAGAGGAAUAGUUGGUGAUAUUCAUCAUGGUGGUUCAAUUGGAGGUAGAGGUUAUGAUAACACAGGAGAAUCGAGACUUUGCGCUAAUAGUACCGUAGUUCAAUCAUAUGUCAAGCAAACUCAAGCAGUUAUUACGCAACUGAACAACAAUGGCUCCUUCACAGAUUUCUUCGAAAAACGAAAAGAAGAAACGUCAUAUUUACAAAAUGCUGAUAAUACCGCAGUUCUUACAUCAAAUUGCACAAAAUACUUCAAAGAUUUGGAUGCAGCUCGAACACGUGACAAAAUUGCCCAAAAUCAACGAGAUCGAUAUACAGAGAUCGCCAAUCGUCUCUUGGAUAACAUUCUUGACAAAUGUCAAACUCAGUUUAGAGAUUAUGGUCGUCGAAUAUUUCCAUCAGUGCACAAAUAUUAG